Plasmodium cynomolgi strain B is the source of this 1572-nucleotide messenger RNA. RefSeq lists its product as hypothetical. The transcript is spliced from 4 exons. The coding region runs from base 1 to 1572 and encodes 523 amino acids. Gene Ontology annotation, cellular component: site of double-strand break; nucleus. NCBI's taxonomy places the organism in Eukaryota, Apicomplexa, Aconoidasida, Haemosporida, Plasmodiidae. Gene Ontology annotation, molecular function: ubiquitin-protein transferase activity; nucleosome binding. Gene Ontology annotation, biological process: double-strand break repair. The record is from RefSeq and is a predicted model, not a curated record.
AUGAGCGUACUGUCCCUUUUUCACAUUGGCUCCCCGUUUUUACGGACCAACUGCGUAGAUGAAAAAAAAAUUUACGAAAAUUUUAUUUGUUCCGUGUGUCUAGAUAUAUGUCACACUCCAGUGGUGACUGUGUGUAACCACAUAUGUUGCUACAAAUGUUUAUACUACUCCCUCCUACACAAGAAAAAAUGUCCCAUAUGUAAACAAGCCAUUCGAAAUAAUGAGUUGAAGAGAAUAUCAGGGAAAAGAAAAAGAGAGUAUGAACAAUUAAGAAUAAGGUGUAACUUAUGUAACGACGAACUGAAAAUAAAAAAUUACGAGAAACAUUUAAAACUUUGUAAAUACAAAAGGUGCAAAAAUUACAUGUUAGGAUGUGAUUAUUACGAUAAAAGGAACAAAUUAAAAAUGCACGAAGAAGCAUGUGAGCAUAGAUUAAUACGUUGUUCAAGUUGCUACAAUUUAUUUUAUUAUAAAAAUCGCAUUUUCGUAUUAACCCUAAAGGAAAAAUAUGAACUUAACGUCAGGUGUACGUACACGUAUUAUUCUUUUUACUACAACUUAUUAAUGAAUACAAAUUUUAAUUUUUUUAGUUACAACAAAUAUAUGACGAAUAAGUUUUUUUUUUUUGAUAAUUAUUUGUCAAGGAAGUUAUCUGUUUUGGGGAAUUUUCAGCGUACUCUUGAUCGUUUUGUGUGUAAAUCACCUCCUGGACAGAGAGUCCCAACGAUAGAUCGAAGCAACGGGGUGCCCACUCAAAGUAGUGGAGCGGCUAUCCAAAGCGAAAAUAAUUUCUUCAACAACGCAAUUAAGAAUGGUCCAACUAUUUCCUACAGAGGAAGAGCCACUGGUUCUUCCGAAUUGGAAUUCGAAAGAAGUCAAGCUAAUUACCAGGGGUUGCUAAAUUUCUCGCCUCCGUUGGGCAGGGUAGCAGAUGGUGGACCCGCGCUCCCGCUCAGAACUAGUCGUUUGGCUAAUGCCCACAUGGGUGGAAGCGAGGAGGGGGAAUCUGGUGAGAGUGACAACUUGGGGGAGGCGGACGAAUUGGAGGAAACGAGUCGCGCGAGCCAAGCGAGCCAAUCAAGUAGCACGGACCACUCAAACGGCAGCCACCGCUCAAGUCGCUCACACCGCGCAAACCGCCCACGCCGCGCCAAACGGAAUGACCCCCCCAGCGGUGGCAACGACUCUAGUGAGGAAGAACCUUUGAACAUACUGCCCCUGAGGAAAAAUUUCAGUUUCAAUGAUAAAAGCAGCAAGGACAUCAUAGUCAUAAUAAAGGAACUGUUCCAAUUUGAUAACAUAGACAUGAGCGACAUUUGUGUUCACGAUAACGAGGAGUUUUUAUUAUGCGAUAAAAAUUGUUUUAAGAGUACAAUUAAAAAUCUUAAAAGCGAAUUGGAGCAGUCCCUCGUGCUUUUAUAUUUUUGUUGUUGCGUGGGGAUGCCUGCGAUGUUCACACUUGGCUGCAUGAGCUACAUCACGACCAAGGGGCUAUUUAAAUUCUCCUUCUUGUUGGCCAGCACGUUCAUCAGUUUGUCGCAGCGCCUUUUUUUUAAGUUUUUUUACAGUUAA